CAAUUCUCUGGUUCUGGUUGUGUUUUGUGCAGCAGCAGCAGCUUUCCUUAGGGCAGACUCAUGUCCAUGCACACAGCCCAGCCUUUGCCUGCCGCAGAGCAGACUCCAUCCUGAAAGGGAGAGCCUGAGGAGCCGGUGUGAUCCUGGAAACUUUUGUGUGUGUGUGCCAGAGAGGGGGGAGAGAGGGAGACCUAGCACAAAGGAGAGUAAGGGAGGAAGGCAGGGGAGAGAAGGGAGCUUGCUUCAUGCACUGCUGAAGGCUGUCAGAAGCAGACUGUACGAGCAGCGCGCUGGCUGGUGUGCAAUUUAAGGGACAACGUUCAUUGACUUUAUUCCUUGAAUUGCUGAAGGACAGAUAUGACAUCUGACUGCUGCUUCUAUAUGUUCUUGCUUAUUGGUACCAAGGUCAUCCAUGACUCUUUGGAAGAUCAUGUUUCUGGAGUUGGGGUCAGGUGCCCCCUGGGCUACUUCCCAUGUGGCAAUAUCACAAAGUGUUUGCCCCAACAACUUCACUGUAACGGUGAGGAUGACUGUGGGAAUCGGGCCGACGAAGACAACUGUGAAGACAACAAUGGAUGGUCUCUGCAAUUUGAUAAACAUUAUACAAAGGACAAAUACAAUAAACUGAAAUCUCUGUAUGCAUUUCAGACAAAGACACCUGAGUGCUUGACUGGUGCUGUGCCAGGAGAGUGUACCUGCCAAGGGCUGGAGAUCUUCUGCGAUGCUGCCAAAAUGCAUACUGUCCCAUCAGUCUCUUCAAACAUAACCAUAAUGUCUCUUCAGAGGAAUCUGCUAAGGAAACUUUCUGCUGACAUUUUCAAGAAAUACCAAGACCUUAAAAAUCUGUAUCUUCAGAAUAAUAAAAUCAGAUCUGUAUCUGAACGUGCUUUCAAAGGUUUAUACAACUUGACAAAACUAUACCUGAGUAACAACAAGAUAACCAGUUUGAAGCCUGGUGUCUUUGAAGAUCUCCACAGACUUGAAUGGCUGAUAAUUGAAAAUAAUAGGAUAAAUCGGAUCUCCCCAUUAACAUUUUAUGGACUCAAAUCACUUAUUUUCCUAGACAUGAUGAAUAAUUCUCUUGCUCAUUUGCCUGAUAAACCUCUGUGCCAAUAUAUGCCAAGACUAAACUGGCUAGACCUUGAAGGCAACCAUAUCCAUCAUGUAAGAAAUGUCACUUUCAUCUCCUGCAACACUCUAACUGUACUGGUGAUGAGACGAAAUAAAAUCAGCUCUUUAAAUGAAAACAGCUUUUCUUCUCUCCAGAUGUUAGAUGAAUUAGAUUUGGCUAGCAACAAGAUUGAAUCACUUCCUCCAUACAUAUUUAAGGAUCUAAAGGAGCUUUCACAACUGAACGUUUCUUACAACCCCAUCAAGAAAAUACAAAUAGACCAGUUUGAUUUUCUAAUUAAACUCAAAUCCCUCAGCUUAGAGGGCAUUGAAAUUGCAAACAUCCAGAGAAGAAUGUUCAGACCCCUGAGAAACCUUUCCCACAUAUAUUUUAAGAAAUUCCAGUACUGUGGAUAUGCCCCUCAUGUGCGCAGCUGUAAGCCCAAUACUGAUGGGAUUUCAUCCCUUGAGAAUCUUUUGGCUAGCAUCAUACAGAGAGUGUUUGUCUGGGUUGUAUCUGCCAUCACCUGCUUUGGAAAUAUUUUUGUUAUCUGCAUGAGGCCUUACAUCAGGUCGGAGAAUAAGCUCCACGCCAUCUCAAUAAUGUCUCUCUGCUGUGCUGACUGUCUGAUGGGAAUAUAUUUAUUUGUGAUUGGAGCGUUCGAUCUUAAAUAUCGUGGAGAAUACAACAAGCACGCUCAGUUGUGGAUGGACAGUAUUCAUUGUCAAUUGGUGGGAUCGCUGGCUAUUCUGUCUACAGAGGUGUCAGUCUUACUGUUGACUUACCUGACUUUGGAAAAAUACAUCUGCAUAGUUUAUCCUUUUAGGUGUUUGAAGCCCAGAAAAUGCAGGACAAUUUCCAUUUUGGUUCUUAUCUGGAUAAUUGGGUUUGCUGUUGCUUUUAUCCCACUGAGCAAUAAGGAAUUUUUCAGGAACUACUAUGGCACCAACGGCGUCUGUUUUCCUCUUCACUCAGAACAAUCAGAAAGUUCAGGAAGUCAGAUUUAUUCUGUUGUCAUUUUUUUAGGUGUAAACUUGGCAGCUUUUAUCAUCAUUGUGUUUUCCUACGGCAGUAUGUUCUACAGUGUUCACCAAACAGCUAUUAUGGCUACUGAAAUCCGGAAUCAUAUUAAAAAAGAGAUGAUCCUUGCUAAACGUUUUUUCUUCAUUGUAUUUACUGAUGCACUAUGUUGGAUACCCAUUUUUAUUUUGAAACUCCUUUCUUUACUUCAAGUAGAAAUACCAGGUACCAUAACUUCUUGGGUGGUGAUUUUUAUACUGCCAAUAAAUAGUGCUUUGAAUCCUCUUCUCUACACUUUGACUACACGACCUUUCAAAGAAAUGAUUCAUCAGGUUUGGUAUAAUUACAGACAAAGAAGAUCCAAAAGAGGUAAAGGCAGUCAGAAAACAUAUGGUCCAUCAUUCAUUUGGGUAGAGAUGUGGCCCAUGCAUGAAAUCACGCCAAAGGUAACGAAGCCUGUACUUUGUACAGACUCCUCUGAUGCUUCGGUGACUACACAGUCAACAAGACUAAAUUCAUACAUGUAAAUACCUUUUGAAUCUUCACAGUGACAUCUGCACUGUUAGCUUCACAUCUGUGGGCUUACUGCUUUACAGCAAUGAGGAAAAAUGAGGGAGGUGUGACACCUGGGCUCACGCGAACGAAAGCAGGAAGAAGAGGGAGCAGUGUGUCUGUUUGCAGGCAGAACUGACACAACAAUAAUUUCACCAUCUCACAAUGGUACCUGACAUUUUGACAACUCAUCCUAGAUCAGAAUGAGAAGCCAGUUGUUUGGUUUUUUCUCCCGGAAGCCAGGAGUGUGGAAAAGGAAUGAAUUGUCAUUUGAAACAUCUCACCCUGAA
Molecule: messenger RNA, 2973 nt
Organism: Harpia harpyja (harpy eagle)
Lineage: Eukaryota; Metazoa; Chordata; Aves; Accipitriformes; Accipitridae
Gene: RXFP1
Product: relaxin family peptide receptor 1
Exons: 18
Coding region: 358-2658 (766 amino acids)
Biological process (GO): G protein-coupled receptor signaling pathway
Cellular component (GO): membrane
Molecular function (GO): G protein-coupled receptor activity; protein binding
Source: RefSeq, a predicted model, not a curated record